Molecule: messenger RNA, 8072 nt
Organism: Erinaceus europaeus (western European hedgehog)
Lineage: Eukaryota; Metazoa; Chordata; Mammalia; Eulipotyphla; Erinaceidae
Gene: ADAMTSL1
Product: ADAMTS like 1
Exons: 30
Coding region: 203-5644 (1813 amino acids)
Biological process (GO): extracellular matrix organization
Cellular component (GO): extracellular matrix
Molecular function (GO): metalloendopeptidase activity
Source: RefSeq, a predicted model, not a curated record
CCAUUCAAAGCAACCGGCUUCUGCGACCGCACAGCCGCUCUGAGGACGUGCGGCCGAGCCCGCAGAGUCCAGUCGAACAGGCGCGCCCCCAGAGCGCGCUACGGGAGCCCGGAGCCUUGAGCGCCACAGCCCGCACGGGAGGCGACCACAGGCUCCAGAGAGGGGGCUCUCCGGGGACUCCUCACCCUCCCGGCCUGGCACCAUGACACGCGUCGUUGUGCCUUGGCACUGGGGACUUCUGGCCCGCGUUUUCGGAGGCACCUGGUGUCUGCUCUGUGUCACCACACAGGUAUGCGGAGACCAAAGCCAAGGGGCUGUUUUCCUGCGGGAAUUUACACUGAUUCGAAGAGAGAGCCUUCAUGAAGAUUUCUUGUCUGACCUCUUGAAUAGUCACAAAACUGAAGACUCGAGCUCCAGGACUGCUCGCUCAGAGGAAGAACGAGAUGGUCUGUGGGAUGCCUGGGGCUCCUGGAGCGAGUGUUCACGCACCUGUGGUGGAGGGGCCUCGUACUCACUGAGACGCUGCCUCAGUAGCAGGAGCUGUGAGGGAAGAAAUAUCAGAUACAGAACAUGCAGUAAUGUGGACUGUCCACCAGAAGCAGGUGAUUUCCGUGCCCAACAAUGCUCUGCUCAUAAUGAUGUCAAACACCAUGGCCAGUUUUAUGAAUGGCUUCCUGUGUCCAAUGACCCUGACAAUCCAUGUUCUCUUAAGUGCCAGGCCAAAGGAACAGCUCUGGUUGUUGAACUAGCACCCAAAGUCUUAGAUGGAACUCGUUGCUACACAGAAUCCUUGGAUAUGUGCAUCAGUGGUUUAUGCCAAAUUGUUGGCUGUGAUCACCAGCUGGGAAGCACUGCCAAGGAAGAUAACUGUGGAGUCUGCAACGGAGAUGGGUCCACCUGCCGGCUGGUCAGAGGGCAGUAUAAGUCCCAGCUCUCCGCAACCAAAUUGGAUGACACUGUGGUUGCUAUUCCCUAUGGAAGCAGACAUAUUCGUCUAGUCUUAAAAGGACCUGAUCACUUGUAUCUGGAAACCAAAACACUCCAGGGAGCUAAAGGGGAAAACAGUCUCAGCUCCACAGGCACCUUCCUUGUAGACAAUUCCAGUGUGGACUUCCAGAAAUUUCCAGAAAAAGAGAUACUGAGGAUGACUGGACCACUCUCAGCAGAUUUCAUUGUUAAGAUUCACAACUCGGGGCCUGCUGACAGCACAGUCCAGUUUAUCUUCUACCAGCCAAUCAUCCACCGAUGGAGGGAGACGGAUUUCUUUCCUUGUUCGGCAACCUGUGGAGGAGGUUACCAGCUGACCUCGGCUGAGUGUUAUGAUCUCCGAAGCAACCGUGUGGUUGCAGAUCAGUACUGUCACUAUUACCCAGAGAACAUCAAGCCCAAGCCCAAGCUUCAGGAAUGCAACUUGGAUCCUUGUCCAGCCAGUGACGGAUACAAGCAGAUCAUGCCUUAUGACCUCUACCAUCCCCUUCCUCGGUGGGAGGCCACCCCGUGGACCGCGUGCUCCUCCUCGUGUGGGGGGGGCAUCCAGAGCCGGGCAGUUUCCUGUGUGGAGGAAGACAUCCAGGGGCAUGUCACCUCAGUGGAAGAGUGGAAAUGCAUGUACACCCCUAAGAUGCCCAUCGUGCAGCCCUGCAACAUUUUUGACUGCCCUAAAUGGCUGGCACAGGAGUGGUCUCCGUGUACGGUGACAUGUGGCCAGGGCUUAAGAUAUCGAGUGGUUCUCUGCAUUGAUCAUCGAGGAAUGCAUACAGGAGGCUGUAGUCCCAAAACCAAGCCCCACAUAAAAGAAGAAUGCAUCAUACCUACUCCCUGCUAUAAACCCAGAGAGAAACUGCCAGUAGAGGCCAAGCUGCCAUGGUACAAGCAAGCCCAAGAGCUAGAAGAAGGAGCUGCUGUGUCUGAAGAGCCCUCGUUCAUCCCAGAGGCCUGGUCGGCCUGCACAGUCACCUGUGGUAUGGGGACCCAGGUGCGAAUAGUCAGGUGCCAGGUCCUCCUGUCUUUCUCCCAGUCUGUGGCUGACCUGCCUGUUGACGAAUGUGAAGGGCCCAAGCCAGCAUCCCAGCGUGCCUGUUAUGCAGGACCAUGCAACGGGGACGUUCCUGAGUUUAACCCAGAAGAGACUGAUGGGCUCUUCGGUGGCCUGCAAGAUUUUGAUGAGCUCUAUGACUGGGAGUAUGAGGGGUUCACCAAGUGCUCCGAGUCAUGUGGAGGAGGUAUCCAGGAGGCUGUGGUAAGCUGCCUAAACAAACAGACCCGGGAGCCUGCUGAGGAGAACCUGUGCGUGGCCAGCCGCCGCCCCCCACAGCUCCUGCGCUCCUGCAGUUUGGAUCCCUGCCCUGCAAGGUGGGAAAUUGGCAAGUGGAGUCCAUGCAGUCUCACCUGUGGGGUUGGUCUGCAGACCAGAGAUGUCUUCUGCUCCCAUCUGCUCUCCAGAGAGUUGAAUGAAACCGUAAUCCUGGCUGAUGAGUUAUGUCGCCAACCCAAGCCUGGCACAGUGCAAGCCUGUAACCGCUUCAACUGUCCCCCAGCCUGGUACCCUGCACAGUGGCAGCCGUGUUCCAGAACCUGUGGAGGGGGCAUCCAGAGACGUGAGGUUCUAUGCAAACAGCGCAUGGCUGAUGGCAGCUUCCUGGAGCUUCCGGAGACCUUCUGUUCGGCCUCAAAGCUGGCCUCCCAGCAAGUCUGCAAGAAAGAUGACUGUCCUAGUGAGUGGCUCCUCUCUGACUGGACAGAGUGUUCCACAAGCUGCGGAGAAGGCACCCAGACUCGAAGCGCCAUUUGCCGAAAGGUGCUGAAAACCGGAGUCUCAGCUAUUGUCAACUCUUCCCUGUGCCCUCCACUGCCCUUCUCUUCAUCCAUCAGACCCUGCAUGCUGGCAGCCUGUGCAAGGCCAGGGAAGCCAUCUGCAAAACACAGCCCUCACAUUGCUGCCACGAGGAAGAUCUACAUCCAGACUCGCAGGCAGAAGAAGCUGCACUUUAUGGUAGGGGGCUUCGCUUACCUGCUCCCCAAGACCACGGUGGUGCUGCGCUGCCCCACGCGCCGCUUCCGCAAGCCGCUCAUCACCUGGGAGAAAGACGGCCAGCACCUCAUCAGCUCGGCCCACGUCACCGUGGCCCCCUUCGGCUACCUGAAGCUCCACCGCCUCAAGCCCUCGGAUGUGGGCAUCUACACCUGCGCUGCGGGACCCGCCCGUGAGCAAUUCGUCAUCAAGCUCAUUGGAGCCAACCGCAAGCUGGUGGGCCGGCCCCUGAGCCUGAGGAGCGAGGAGCAGACACGCUCAGGGAGGAAGGGUAGCCUUGCCAAGGAAGCCCUGCAGCCCCACAAACACCAGAACGGCAUCUUCUCCAAUGGCAGCAAAGCUGAGAAGCGGGGCCUUGCCGCAGACCCCGGGAACCGCUAUGAUGACCUUGUCUCUCGGCUGCUGGAGCAGGGGGGCUGGCCUGGGGAGCUCCUGGCCUCGUGGGAGACGCAGGACUCCACGGAGAGGAACACAUCCUCGGAGGAGGACCAGAAUGCCGAGCAGCCCCUCCUGCACCUGCACCUGCCCUUCACCAUGGUGACGGAGCAGAAGCGCCUGGACGACAUCCUCAGGAACCUCUCCCAGCAGCCUGAGGAGCUGCGUGACGUCUACAGCAAGCACCUGGUCGCCCAGCUGGCCCAAGAGAUCUUCCGCAGUCACCUCCAGUUGCAGGAUGGGCAGCUGAAGCCUUCGGAGCGGCGGGGCCCCCCUGUGGCCAUCCCACCUCACAAACACGUGUCUGGCUUCAGCAGCUCCCUGCGGACCUUGUCCUCUGGGGAGGCCGGGGGCAGCCCUCGGAGGCCUCACCGAAAGCCCACCAUCCUGCGAAAAAUCUCAGCAGCCCAACAGCUCUCGGCCUCAGAGGUAGUCACCCACCUUGGGCAGACUGUGGCCCUGGCCAGUGGGACGCUGAGUGUGCUCCUGCACUGUGAGGCCAGUGGCAACCCAAGACCUACCAUCAGUUGGGCGAGAAAUGGAGAAGAGGUUCAAUUCUCUGAUAGGAUUCUCCUACAGCCAGAUGAUUCCUUACAGAUCCUGGCACCAGUGGAAGCUGAUGUGGGUUUCUACACUUGUAAUGCCACAAAUGCCUUGGGAUAUGACUCUGUCUCCAUUGCCGUCACAUUAGCAGGAAAGCCACUAGUAAAAAACUCCCGAGUGACUGUGGUCAAUCUGGAGGAGCCUGCCAUCACUGCAGAUGUAGGAAGCACCAUCAAGACACUGCCAGGAGUGAAUGUGACAAUUAACUGCCAAGUUGCAGGUGUGCCUGAAGCUGAAGUCACUUGGUUCAGGAAUAAAAGCAAACUGAGCUCCCCUCUCCAUCUGCACGAGGGCUCCUUGCUGCUCGCAAACGUGUCCUUCUCAGACCAAGGCCUGUACUCCUGCAGGGCAGCCAAUCUGCAUGGAGAGCUGACUGAGAACACCCAGCUACUGAUCCUCGAUCCCCCCCAAGUCCCGGUGCAAUUGGAUGAUAUUAAGGCCUUGCUUUCAGCAACUGGACUGAACCUUCCUUCAGUGCUGACAUCUCCUCUGGGAACACAGCUGGUCCUGAAUCCUGGGAAUUCCGCUCUCCUUGGUUGCCCCAUCAGAGGUCACCCUACCCCCAACAUCACCUGGUUCCAUGGUGGUCAGCCAGUUGCCACAGUGACAGGACUCACACAUUAUAUCCUGGAAGCUGGACAGAUUCUCCAGGUUGCAAAUCUAAGCAGCGAUUCUCAGGGGGAAUUCAGCUGCCUUGCUCAAAAUGAGGCGGGAGCACUCAGGCAGAAGGCCUCUAUAGUGAUCCAAGAUUACUGGUGGUCUGUGGACAGAUUGGCGACCUGCUCAGCUUCCUGUGGUAACAGGGGUGUUCAACAGCCCCGCCUGAGAUGUCUGCUGAACAGCACAGAAGUCAAUCCCAUUCACUGUGCAGGGAAGGUGCGUCCUGCUGUGCAGCCCAUUGCCUGCAAUCGGAGAGACUGCCCUUCUAGGUGGAUGGUGACUUCUUGGUCCGCCUGUACCCGAAGUUGUGGGGGAGGUGUCCAGACCCGCCGGGUGACCUGCCAGAAGCUUAAAGCCUCCGGAAUCUCCACACCUGUGCCCAAUGAGAUGUGCACCCAGCUUGCCAAACGGCCAGUAGACACCCAAGCCUGUAACCAACAGCUCUGCGUGGAGUGGGCCUUCUCCAGCUGGGGUCAGUGCAAUGGCCCUUGCAUCGGACCUCGCCUUGCUGUCCAACACAGACAGGUCUUCUGCCAGACCCGUGAUGGCCUCACCUUACCAUCAGAGCAGUGCAGUGCCCUCCCACGGCCUGUGAGUACCCAGAACUGCUGGUCAGAGGUCUGUAGCGUACACUGGAGGGUCAGUCUGUGGACCCUGUGCACAGCGACCUGCGGCAACUACGGCUUCCAAUCCCGGCGCGUGGAGUGUGUGAACGCCCGCACCAACAAGGCAGUGCCUGAGCACCUGUGCUCCUGGGGACCCCGGCCUGCCAACUGGCAGCGCUGCAACAUCACCCCAUGUGAAAACAUGGAGUGCAGAGACACUACCAGGUACUGUGAGAAGGUGAAACAGCUGAAGCUCUGCCAGCUAAGCCAGUUCAAAUCUCGAUGCUGUGGGACUUGUGGCAAAGCGUGAAGACUAGGCACAAGGGACAACUCCAGCCUGGCCAUGCAAAGGACUCAAGCAACUGCCUUGGACUCAACUUAAGCUUUCUUGGUUUUAUUUAUUUAUUCCCCCACCCCCACCCCAGGCACCACUGUCACACACAGCAUAGCUCCCGUCCCCCUGUCAUGAGGACCUCAGCAUGUCUCCUCUGUGUUAGCCAGAGGACAGAAUGUUGGGAAAGGAUAAGAAAGGUGGUUUAGGGAAGGUUGCAGAGCAGUCCCAGCCAGACAGCAAGAGCACCUUUGCAGAGCUAGCCACUUCCCAAACAUGGGCUCCAAGGAGAGCAAAGAGGAAGCAGACAGAGCCCUGGGGACAGCCAGGAGUCAGAGUCCACAGCAGAUGACAGACAUAGGAAGGGACACCAGAGGGUUUGUAAGAUAUCCGUACAGAUGUGGGACAACCUCUGUGUCUUUCCAGUGAAUACAUAACUUGCUGCUUCUUAGUCUUGUCCUCUGCUCUGCAGGAAGGGUGAGAGGGGACACCGUGCUGAGGUAGAACCCAGCUCUCCCUGUGGGAGGCACAGAGGACAAGAACUAAGAAAAUGGACAGAUGGAGCAAAGGAGACAUCCAAGUAGUCUUAAAGCACACUGUGUUUCAGAAAAGGAGGUAGGAGAGGAGAGAAGAACAGAAGAAAGAGGAAAGCUGUCUGUGUUCCUCAGGAGGGAAUGGGCAGGCAGCUGCCUGAAGCUCACUGGCUGCGUUCUGACCCUCAUGGAUGUGCGCUGGGUACAUACCCCCAGGGCCCACAGUGCAUGUAAGAGCUUAGCAGGGUGUAUGGUGAGUCCACAGCUCCCACACUGUCUCGGUUAACAUUUCUGCCUGAACAUUUUCAGAAAAGCCAGUGAGACUUUUAAGAUGUGCAGUCAGGUCACCCCUUUGCAUCUCUGUCUAAAUCAAGAGUCCUAGUGCCCACACUGCACUACUGGUGUAGGCCAGGGCAUUUUAAGCGUGAAUACAUGGGUUUUCUGCCUGUAUGAUCAUCGCUGCUCCACUUUGAGUGCCAUGGACUGGAGACUGUUUUCAAAAAACAAUUCAUCAAUUUGCCCAAAAAAAAAAAAAAAAUCUAUCACAGCAUAGUGACCACAUCAUUCCAGACCCAGGCAGAGCACAGGUGGGUGGGGGGGCACUGCAGUGAAAGCCGAAAGAAAACUAAAGCUUCUAAAGACUGUCCCCAAAGACUCUUCAAACUAUUUCCCCUCUUUAUAGAAUACUGUUAACUUGAUAGAACUUAAGAGACACAAGUUUAGGUGAUUUGCUGGUUCAGCAGGCAAAACAGCACAUGCUUGCACUGCACCACUCAUGCCAGUCAGCUCAGUUUAGUGGCUUCAGCCAAGUCAAGUGUCAUAAGUGAAGGUCUGGAAAAGUUUAACAAGUUGCCCACUCAGCAUAGCAACUUGGGGUGAUUUUACCUGCCUCCCCCUGUGUGCAGUAGCCAAGGCAAGGUGGCCUAUGUCACUCACCACUUAAGAUAUGCUGAACCCCUCACAGACAAAACUCACUAGAUGUCACUCAGCCCAGGGCCACCACUGACACCAGUGCUGCAUUUUGCGGUCAGUCUGGAAGUAAAAUUUGGGGAGGAGACAGUGUCAGGCUGUGUCCUCCCCAGGUGAGCUAAGGAUAGUUAAGGGGUAGGGGUCUUUUUCUUCCUCACCACAAAAAUGGGCUCUAAAAAAAAGUCACGUUACUAAUAAAGUCAAGUUACUAAAAUCCAGUGUCAUGUCUAUUUAAAAUAAAAGAAUGUUUUCUAUGUAUAUCUUUUGUGAAUAUUUAUUAGGAUUUCUUGUGUAAAAAAAAAGUGCAAUAUUAAGAACUGUACAUUGUCAUCCAGAAAAACAAAAUAUUUGGGGAACCUUUAUGAACUUCUUGAGGUUGUGUUUCUAUAAACUCAAUGGUGUAUUGUUCCUCUUUUUAACAGAACCUGGUGUUUAACUCUAGAUUUAUUUGUGUACAGAUUACCUUGUAAAACACUAGUACGGAAUGGUGGGGCAAUGUGAGGGGAGUUACUUGUGACUCAGUAGUUAUACCUGGAAUGAAGACAACAAACGCCAUACUGCUACUAAUGUGGUUAACUAUGUCUAGUUUGAUAGCAACUGAAAACCAGAAGCCAAUAUUUACACUUCUUGAAUAGCAGGUGUCCCUCCAGCUCCACCACACGUCGGGUUGUAGCAUUUGGAAGCAGGUUUCAGAGAGAGCUGGAAGACCUUAGUUUGGGGGUGGGAUGUGGUGUGCUCCUUGCAUGAGAUGAAUGUACAUUUACUGUCUGUUCUGUGAAUUGUGACUCAGCAGCACCAGAAGAUUAUUAGGGCUGCUGAAUAAUGUGGAAGGAGGCAUUUUCUCCUCUAAAACACAAAACUGUAUAUAUUUUUUUUGUACAGACAAUACAGCUUAUUUAUUUAAA